ACGGUUGAAACACUCCGCUCCUCCUCCAAUCACUUCACCCCGCUCCACCCUCUCUUUGGUUUUUUUUUUUCAAAAAUAAAAUUUCCUAAAAAAAGCAAAAAUAAUGCCCCCGUACCGCCGAUGAGAUCGGCGGCAUCAUGUCGGAACCCUGACCCCUUUGCCCUAACCCUAAUCAUCUCCCCCAUCCCACACCAUGCGGAGGCCCCAUCGGAUCGUCGAUGGGGUUCUCCUCGAGCGGCGAUCGAUCGUCCUCCUCCUCCUCGCGCCGCUCCUCACCCUCUCCCUCAUCUUCGCGGCGAUCGGGCCCGGGAGGCCCCCGGAUCUCGCCGGAAUCUCCGGUCGGCGGCGUAACCCGCCCCCCCCGCCGCCGCCGCCGAGGCUCGCCUACAUGAUCUCCGGCACCGCCGGCGACGGGGCGCGGGUGCGGCGGCUCCUCCGCGCGCUCUACCACCCCAGGAACUACUACCUCCUCCACCUCGACCUCGCCGCGCCGCCGCACGAGAGGGCGGAUCUGGAGGAGCUCGUCCGCGCGGAGCCGGCGCUCAGGGAGUUCCGGAACGUCCGGUUGGUGGGGAGCGCGAAUCCGGUGUCGGAUAAGGGCCCGACGAUGAUCGGUUGCACCCUCCAUGGCGUCGCGAUCCUCCUGAGGGAGUUCGCGGAUUGGAGCUGGUUCAUCAACCUCAGCGCCUCGGAUUACCCCCUCAUGUCCCAGGACGAUAUUCUCCAUAUUUUUUCUUACCUGCCGAGGGAUCUAAAUUUCAUUGAGCAUACAAGCAAUAUUGGCUGGAGAGAGUAUCAAAGAGCAAGGCCUAUUAUUGUAGAUCCAGCUUUGUAUAUCUCAAAUAAAACUGAUGUAUUUUGGACAAAGGAGAAAAGAAGCAUGCCUUCUUCCUUUAAAAUAUUUGUAGGUUCCUCAUGGGUGGUGCUAAGCCGACGCUUCCUCGAGUUCUGCAUAUGGGGGUGGGAUAACCUUCCCCGAACCUUACUCAUGUACUACACCAACUUCCUGUCGUCCUCCGAAGGCUACUUCCACACUGUAAUAUGCAAUUCUCAGGACUUCCAAAACACCACCGUUAACAAUGACCUCCGGUUCAUGAUGUGGGAUAACCCUCCCCGCCAGCACCCCAUGAAUUUAACUUCCAAUCAUUUUGAUUUGAUGAUUGAGAGUGGUGCCCCCUUUGCGCACGCGUUUGUAAAGGACGAUCCUGUCUUGGACCGGAUAGAUCUCGAAUUAUUGAGGCGGCCCAAAGGGCGGUUCACUCCGGGCGGGUGGUGCAUCGGUAGUAACUUAUUUGGUAGGGAUCCCUGCACUAUUUAUGGCAGACCGGGGGCUAUUAGACCUACAACGACGUCGAGAAGGUUGGAGAAAUUGAUAUUAAGACUUUUGGAUUCAGAGAAUUUCAGGCCGAAACAAUGUAAAUAAGAAUACGACUAAAUUUUGAUUCAAUUUUUUAUACAUCCUAGUUCGAUAGAUUUACUGUAAUGAUUCCUGGGUUGACGAAAAUGUUGCGAUCGCGCAGUUUAGUCCAUUUCGGCUAUUCUUUAUUUUUUUUUACUUUCAAAAAGGUGAGGAGAUCAAAUUGUCACAGGCUAUGGAGACAUUUUAAAUCUCAUAUUCUUUCUAAGGAAGGUAAUUGUGUUCAUUAGAAA
This is a messenger RNA of Ananas comosus (pineapple), 1650 nucleotides long. Its product is annotated as beta-glucuronosyltransferase GlcAT14B-like. Gene Ontology annotation, cellular component: membrane. The transcript has 4 exons. Bases 194 to 1423 code for a protein of 409 amino acids. Gene Ontology annotation, molecular function: glucuronosyltransferase activity. NCBI's taxonomy places the organism in Eukaryota, Viridiplantae, Streptophyta, Magnoliopsida, Poales, Bromeliaceae. The record is from RefSeq and is a predicted model, not a curated record.